Gastrolobium bilobum is the source of this 1233-nucleotide messenger RNA. RefSeq names its product triacylglycerol lipase 2-like. Gene Ontology annotation, molecular function: hydrolase activity, acting on ester bonds. The transcript is spliced from 9 exons. Lineage: Eukaryota; Viridiplantae; Streptophyta; Magnoliopsida; Fabales; Fabaceae. Bases 1 to 1233 code for a protein of 410 amino acids. The record is from RefSeq and is a predicted model, not a curated record. Gene Ontology annotation, biological process: lipid metabolic process.
AUGGCCAACAUUGCAGUUUUUUUGUUUUCACUAGUCCUGCUCUGUAUUACAGCCGCACAAGGGAGGAAAACCCUUUAUCCAAACAAUGAAUUGCCAGCAUCCUCUCCUGUUACCAAUGAUGGUAUAUGCAAAACAAUGGUAGACACACAAGGUUACACAUGUGAAGAACAUAAGGUUACAACAGAUGAUGGCUACAUCCUAAGCCUGCAGAGGAUGCCGGUAGGGCGGUCCGGUAAGACCGCAGACAAGCAACAUUGUGAGUACUCAACUAAAUAUAAUUUAUGGGGUGUGUGGUUUCAGGAUGCUAUAUCAUGGCUGUUCAAUUCCCCAAAUGAAUCAUUGGCAUUUAUAUUAGCAGACAAUGGGUUUGAUGUGUGGCUUGCCAAUACUCGUGGCACAAAAUAUAGCCAAGGACACAAAUCACUUAGCCCUAAUGACAUGGCUUAUUGGGAAUGGUCAUGGGAUGAAUUAGCUAGUUAUGAUCUUUCUGCUUCAGUCCAAUAUGUGUACAACCAUACUGGUCAAAAAUUGCACUAUGUUGGUCAUUCCUUGGGAACUUUGAUGGCUUUAGCUGCUCUCUCUCAAGGGCAGCUUUUGAAUAUGUUGAGAUCAGCUGCAUUACUUUGCCCAAUUGCUCAUAUGGAUCAGAUUCCUUCUCAGCCAUCAAAACUUGCUGCAGACAUCUUUUUAGCUGAUGACAUAUACUGGUUAGGCCUCCAUGAAUUCAUUCCAAACGAGGAUGCUGCAUCCAAAUUUCUUGAAGGCAUCUGCAAUACUCUAAACCUGAACUGCUCAAACCUAAUGACAAUUUUCACAGGUCCAAAUUGCUGCAUAAAUUCUUCUAGGAUAGAUGUCUUGCUUGAUCAUGAACCACAACCAACAUCAACUAAGAACUUGAUCCAUCUAGCUCAAAUGAUCAGAACAGGAAAAAUAGCAAAGUAUGAUUAUGGUGAUCCAGGACAGAAUAUGCUUCACUAUGGAAAACCAGUUCCUCCUCCUUAUGACAUGACCACAAUUCCAAAUCAAUUCCCUCUUUUUCUAAGCUAUGGAGGGAAAGAUACGCUAUCUGAUGUAAAAGAUGUGAAGGUUUUGCUCAAUGACCUCAAAGAUCAUGAUAGGGACAAGCUUGUGGUAGUGUUCAAGGAAGAUUAUGCUCAUGCUGAUUUUGUUAUGGGUGUCAAUGCUAAACAAGUUGUUUAUGAUCCUAUGAUAGCUUUCUUGGGGGCUAAUUGA